AUGUCACUAGUUUCCAAUCUCAGCGGAUUUAGUACGGCUGUUCAGCAAAAAGAAGAUUUUUUGAUAUUAAUCUUGAUUCUUCCUGUGGUUUUUACAUUGAAAAACUUCGAAAAUCCCGAAAUUUUUCACAUUUUCGCGAGUUUCCAGCUGUUCCCCGAUCAUUCCAGAACAAGAAAAACCUCUGAUUCAUCCAAUUUUCCGACAAAAUUGUCACGAUUGCGAAAAAUAAUCAGCAGAAUAGGCUCGACUCUAGUCGACACAUUUCUCGAUAAACUUUGCUCGCCUAUUUAAUUGAUAACGCCUGCAGGCCACUAUUUUCUGAACCACCUGCCUCGAAAUUUCUCUCCUUCUCUCCUUUUUUUUGAGUUAUCAUUCCAGGAAAACUUCUUGAAGAUUGUUCAGAAACCAAGUCUUUUUCCGAAUAUCUUUAACUAUUUUUUCUGUUCACCUUUUUUAAUGCAAAAGCCUUGAAAAACGAUAAUAGCAAUUUGUUUACAGUUAAUAACUUUUUCGAGCUAUUUAACCAAAGAUCAAAAAAAUCUUUGCCGGCCUUUUUCAAAAUGAGAUCACAGAUCAAUUUCCUCAAGGAUCAAAUCGAAGAGCAUUUUUUUUGGCUCUGCAAGACUUUUUUUUGCUUUUUCAGUACCCUAUCCUGGAUUUUUUUAAUAUUUAAAAAGCUUCAAAUACAUCAAAAAAAUGAGGAAAGUUAUUUAUAUAGAUCAAAAGGAAUUUUUCAUUGUUUUGGCUCAUUUUUUUACCUGUUUUUUGUCUUUACUGGAAUUUUUCAUUUCUAUGAACCAAGCAGAAGUUAUAUGAAUACAAAAAAACCGGAGAAAUAAUUUUUUUCAAAAAAAGAAAUAUCGAAGUUCAGCUUAUUUUUAUUUGGAGUAUAUUUGUUCCCAAACUCUACCUACAUCUAUUUCGUGAAAUUUAGUACUUGUGUGUGAGAAAUAAAACAUUUUGAUUUGAAGUACCAGAGUUUCAUCAUUUUUUUAUCUAACUUUUGUUAAUUUUACAAAGAAUUAAUUCGGUUCAAUUGAAGAACAGAGCGCUUCUGAAAAAUAAUAAACAGUUUUUUUUCAAUCUCUGUGAAUAUUCCGAAAAAAACGGAUCGGUCAAACUUCACUACAUCAUUUCUUUCCUCAAAGUUAAAGUUAACUGUAAAAGACCGGAUUUUUUUAAAAAAACUAUAUAGACUUGUCGUAUCGCUUUAAAAAGUUGGAAAAAUCAGUAUUUUUUAAAAUAUGAAAUUCCAGAAAAUGGAAAAAAGCAGUUUGACGUGGUGAUCUACGGCGCGACCGGCUUCACCGGUCAUUAUGUGGUCGAAAGGCUUGUCGCUUCCAAAUAUUACCACGUUUAUUACAUAACUACAUAUAUACCUUAUCGAAAAUCUUCAGGAGGUCAAUUUCGCUAUCGCCGGACGUAAUGAAGGGAAAUUACGACAGGUUUUGGAGAAAGUUUCUGGGAAAACCGGUGAGAAAAUUUGUAAAAAAAGCUUGUUGGAAGGUUUGAAGAAGCAUAAUGAAUAUUGAGGGUAGAAUCUUGACAAGAUGAUUUUAUUAGACUCAUCAGCAGUUCGUCUAAAAUUUUCAAGAUGCUAUUUUUUGCCGUCCUGUCAGAAUUUUUCUCUUUAACUUUUGUUACAAGCUAGCUCCGAAAGCAUCCCUUUGAGCUUUCAAAAAGUCCAAAAAGCAAAUUUAUUGCAAAGCUCAUCCAAAAAUAGCAAAUGAAUAUUUUUUAGGAAUCGAUAUUUACGGAACCCCGAUGAUUAUUGCCGAUUCCUCUGAUCCGGAUUCUCUGGCCCGAAUGGCCCAACAAGCCAAAGUCAUCAUAAAUACUGUUGGACCGGUGAGUCAUCGAUAGGUCAUUCAUCAAACAGUCUGACUGUCUGCGCUCUCUUUUCUCUUAAAAUAGUUUAAUUUAGAGAUGAAAAAGAGACAGGAUAUGCUGUUCUAAAUGAGUCUACCAAAACUUGAAACUUUUCAGAUCCUCUAGUUCUCUUACCAGUUAGAUGGUUAGAGAACAAGAGGGCGCAGACAGGUCAGAUAGUGGUAAAAAUGAAAAAAAUCUCUCUUGAAACUGUCCAGGAUCUUUUUCUUCCGACGGCAAGCGAAGCUAAGAGAGUAAUAGAGCGCAGACAAGUCAGAGAGUUCCAAUUUCCAAUGAGAUUCGCACCCGACUAUAAAACUACUUGCGAAAGACAAUAUGAUCAAGUUCGAAAUUUAAAAGCUUAAUCUUGACCCGCAACGCGUCGAACCAUUCUAAGUCCGGCCAGAUAACUUCAAGCAACGAUUUUCAGUUCACUCUCUAUGGAGAAGCUGUGCUUAGAGCUGCGAUUGAAAACAGAGCCCAUCACGUGGAUAUUACCGGCGAGUACCCGGUAAACGUUCCUUCAAAAAGUCCCCAAAAAUGAAUAUUUAUAGUGGGUCGAGAAGAUGAAGCUGAAAUAUGAGCAUCAGGCCAAAGAAAAUGGAGUUUAUAUCGUCAGUUGCUGUGCUUUCGACUCGAUCCCCGCCGAUUUGGGAGUCAACUUUCUGAAGAAAAAUUUCGGAGGUGAUCUGAACCAUGUCGAGGCUUUCAUGCAGAUCAUUCCAGGGCCCGAUGUAUCAUUAAAAAUCUUCUUAUCUUGAUAGAAAUGUGAUCAUUCAAGGGGUACGCUCUGAAUGAUGGAACUUACCAGACCAUUGUCGGGUCUAUGGGCGAAUAUGCGACGAAAAUGCUGAGUAGUGGAUCGAAAUUGAUGCCCAGGAGGAUCGUCAAGGGCUCGGUUAAGCCACCUUUUAGGUGAGUUGAAUAAAAAAGUCGAAACACGUAAAAUGAUUGGUAAACUGAGAGAGUUUAAUAAAAGGAUUUUCCUAGUUUUUUCAAAUAGUCAUUUCAAAAAGGUCCAGACUUGUUCAGAAUGCCGAUUUCCAAAAUCGAUGAAGCUGAACUGGAUGGAUACGCAUUACCUUUUCCCACUACUGAUCAGACAAUUGUUGAUUGGAGUCAGUAUAACGACGCCACUGUCAAGGACAGAAGACCGGUCAUUUUCACUUAUUUGAUUUUUGGAAUCCUUCAAAAUCUUAAAAGGGUUUUUUCUUGCUUUGAACCUAAUUUUCCACAAUUGAGACUUUUAGGAUCUGAUUUUGAGACAUCGAAAAUCGGCCAAUUAUCGAAAAUUCAAAAAAAGGUAGUGCCCCUUCUCGAAGGACUAGUAAAGCACAAAUUGACAGGACUUUUUUCACAAGAAUGUUUCAUUAUACACAACAAACCCUACGGCAAAUUUUUCAAUUUAUAAAAAAAGUAAGAAUACCUACCUUGUGCAGUUACUUGACAGCCUUUUCACAAACUAGUUUUGUUGAAAAAAAAACCAGAACUAUUUGAAGAUCCACAUCAAGACCUACAUCCGAGUGCCGUCCGUAAGUUUAGCCGUUGGAUUAGGCCUCUGGUCUUCGGCAAUCUCCGUUCUUGCCGUGAUUCCUUGCACCAAAAGGCUACUCCAGAAGUAUCCGGACGAAGUCAGCUUCAACUUGUUCAAGGUAAUAAUGAUAAGAAAAGCAUUGUCUGUUCGAAAACCCUCAGUGGGAAGUUUAAAGGAGCAGGCACAAGUUUGAUAAAAGGUCAUGAGACGAAAAACUUUUUUCUGCAUUUUUUGGGCCACAAAAGUGUUUUGAAACUCUUGCCGCCGUUUUUGAACAGGCCAUAGGUUCUGAGAGAGUUUGGUGAUUGAAGAGACGUCAGAGAAAGAGAGAAUCUCCGCUUCUCUGGCGGCUCUACAUGCCGCCGUUGAUCUAUCGAUUUUCUCUUUUCGUCUGUUUUUCUUUUCGAAAAAUCUCUUGGCGAAGUAUUUCAACAAAAUGAGUCCUGAAAAUUUACAGAGGGACGGUCCCACUGAGGCUCAAAUCAAUGGAUCUGGUUUCACCUACACCUUCUUCGGGUAUGGCUAUCAGGAACAGAAGCCGAAUGGAGAAGUCCACUUGGGAAGACCGGAUCGAAAGGUCGUUUUUGAAGUCAAAAUGAUGAAAAAAAAGUCAUUUUCAGGUCGUCGCCCGUUGCACCGGACCAGAUCCAGGCUACAUGGCCACAUCCGGCUGCAUCAUUUCCUCGGCUUUGACUAUCCUGAAAGACGUUCAGAAUAUGCCUGAAGAGUUGGUUGUUCAUUUCUUUGUACCCUCUAUAAUCCCAUUCAAUCGGAAUUGUCUGACGUGUCUGCGCUCUCUCUUCUCUCUUCUCUCACCGCAAAGCUCAUAGAAACCCCAAAAGAGCAUGUGAACUCAAGAGAAGAAGCAAUCAGACUAUUCAUUGUAUGUAUUACUCAAUGAUUGAAAGUUUGUUUUUCGAAUUUAUUUUUUUAUUCAUGAUUUCCUUUCAGAGGAGGUUUCUACACACCGACAGCUGCCUUUGGAGACUCCAAGAUUUACGAAUUCCUAGAAUCUUUCGGUGUCAAAUAUGAAGUCCUUUCUGAACGAAAUUUGUAA
Caenorhabditis auriculariae is the source of this 4460-nucleotide messenger RNA. NCBI's taxonomy places the organism in Eukaryota, Metazoa, Nematoda, Chromadorea, Rhabditida, Rhabditidae. The record is from the annotation of a GenBank genome assembly.